AUGGCCACCGUUGUUCCAUCAAAGACUGCCGUGCUUCAUGCAUACCGUCAUCUCUUCCGGCAAGGCCUCAAGGCCAUUCGAUACUCUGCGCCCGGCCGCUAUACCCUACGUACCAUUAUACGAAGGUCUUUUCGUUCCCCCUCCGAGCAAUUUGACGCGUCGCGCAUUGCCAACACUUUGCGCUUCCUCGAACGGGCUACGGCCGCUGCCAACAUGGAACACAGAAUUGUGAAAAACAUCCUGAUCACUCGAUAUUGGGAAACUACCCCGAUUGGCAAGGAUUCUCGCAUGCUGCGGAACUUGGGACUCGUCAAAGAGGAGACGGUCCUUCGCAAAAGUGCCUAUGAACACUUCAAUUUGACCCUCGAACGACUAAAUGAGAGUCUGGGAACUUGUCUAAGAUGA
This is a messenger RNA of Penicillium manginii, 405 nucleotides long. RefSeq lists its product as uncharacterized. The transcript has 2 exons. The record is from RefSeq and is a predicted model, not a curated record. NCBI's taxonomy places the organism in Eukaryota, Fungi, Ascomycota, Eurotiomycetes, Eurotiales, Aspergillaceae. The coding region runs from base 1 to 405 and encodes 134 amino acids.